GUUAAGAUCGCUUAAAAGAUCGGCGGAUCGUUGCUGUGAAUUCGUGAAAGAUACUUGAAUACCGCGUGUGAGGAAGAGUUUUGCAUAAAUUGAGUCUGAGUGAUAAUGACAAGCUAUAUUGACAAAGGAACCAAACCUGAAGCCGGAAAAUUCUUAAGCUUUGAUCAUCUAACGUUUUACGUUGGCAACGCCAAGCAGGCGGCCAGUUAUUAUACGACCCGUCUGGGAUUCGAACCACUUGGCUAUCAGGGAUUGGAGACGGGCGAGCGACGCUAUGCGAAGCAUGCUGUGCGCCAGAACAAGAUUGUCUUUGUGUUUGUAUCCGCGUACACGCCGGAUGACAAAGAGCACGGCCUGCACUUGAUGCAGCAUGGCGAUGGUGUCAAGGAUGUGGCCUUCGAAGUGGAGGAUUUGAACGCAAUAUUUAACUUGGCAGUAGCCCGAGGUGCUGAGGUUGUGCGCGAUAUCUGGGAGGAGAGCGAUACUGAUGGCUUUGUGAGAUUUGCCACCAUUAAGACGUACGGCGACACGACGCACACUUUUGUGGAGCGCAAUGGCUAUGCGGGCGACUUUUUGCCUGGUUUUCGACGCGGUGUUAAGGAUGUGCUACUGGAGCAUCUGCCGCCCACAAAGUUGAACUUCAUAGAUCAUGUGGUCGGCAAUCAGCCGGAUUUGCAAAUGGAGAGCGUGGCCGCUUGGUAUGAGCGCAUUUUGCAAUUCCAUCGUUUCUGGUCCGUGGAUGAUUCCCAGAUACACACGGAAUAUUCGGCGUUGCGCUCCAUUGUAAUGGCCAACUAUGAGGAGACGGUCAAGAUGCCCAUCAAUGAGCCAGCCAAUGGCAAAAAGAAGUCACAGAUCCAGGAAUAUGUUGACUACUAUGGCGGAGCUGGUGUGCAGCACAUAGCUCUCAAUACGGAUGAUAUUAUUGGUGCUGUGAGCAACUUGCGGGCCCGCGGUACGGAGUUCUUGACCAUACCCUCGUCGUACUACGAUAUACUGCAGGAGCAGCUAUCCCAUAGUCGCACCAAAAUCAAGGAGGACAUGGAAAUAUUAAAGAAACUGAACAUUUUGGUGGAUUUCGAUGAAAAUGGUUAUUUACUGCAGAUCUUUACGAAGAACUGCCAGGACAGGCCUACGCUCUUCCUUGAGGUCAUUCAGCGUUACAAUCAUAACGGUUUUGGCGCUGGCAACUUCAAGUCUCUCUUUACAGCUAUUGAGAUCGAACAAGCCAAACGUGGCAAUUUGUAAUUAACAAUUUAAAGGCAAUGAUAUGAAUAUUUUAUUAUAAGGCAUUUGCAACAAUUAUGUGGAUGGGCUCUUACAAUUAAAUCAAGUCUUAUAAGUUUGCU
Molecule: messenger RNA, 1349 nt
Organism: Drosophila novamexicana
Lineage: Eukaryota; Metazoa; Arthropoda; Insecta; Diptera; Drosophilidae
Product: 4-hydroxyphenylpyruvate dioxygenase
Exons: 5
Coding region: 106-1248 (380 amino acids)
Biological process (GO): L-tyrosine catabolic process
Cellular component (GO): Golgi membrane; endoplasmic reticulum membrane
Molecular function (GO): 4-hydroxyphenylpyruvate dioxygenase activity
Source: RefSeq, a predicted model, not a curated record